This is a messenger RNA of Rhagoletis zephyria (snowberry fruit fly), 3750 nucleotides long. RefSeq lists its product as uncharacterized. The record is from RefSeq and is a predicted model, not a curated record. Gene Ontology annotation, molecular function: nucleic acid binding. Gene Ontology annotation, biological process: DNA integration. Lineage: Eukaryota; Metazoa; Arthropoda; Insecta; Diptera; Tephritidae.
AUGGCAUCUUUGGGAAAUCUGGAGCCGUUUGACAUCGCUCAACCUGAAAGAUGGCUAUCGUACUAUGCACGCUUCGAACUCUAUUUGAUGGCCAAUGAUGUACAGGAGGGAGAGCGUCAAAAAGCAAUAUUCUUGACAUUGGCCGGACCGAGUCUCUUUGACCUCCUUACAUCAUUGGUAGCACCUAAACCGGUAGGUGAAUUGAAACUUAAGGAGAUCAAAAGUACGCUGACUAAUCAUUUUUCUCCUAAACCUUCCGAAAUCGCUGCGUUCUAUAAAUUUCACAAGCGCGACCAGCAACCCAAUGAAAACUUUGCUGAUUACGUUGCUGCUUUACGGAAGCUGGCGGUCGAUUGCAGUUUUGGUACCGCUCUGGAUCGUAUGCUGCGUGACCGGUUGGUUUGUGGGUUACGUGACGAGGCACUACAACGCAGUUUGCUCGCUGAGUCUGACUUACAGCUGCAAAAGGUGAUUGAUCGUGCUACCACAGCUGAAGCUGCCACGAAAAAUGCAUUGGAGAUACGCCAACCUGAUCAUGUCCAACAAAUCAUAAGACGAAACGGUAAAAACUACAACCAGCAAAGUAGUCACAAGCCAUCAACCUAUCGCAGUAGUGCAGCAAUGAAGCCAUGCCAGGGAUGUGGAGGAAAACAUGCACGUGUCAAAUGUCCUUACCUUGAGACUGUAUGCUCUUCAUGUGGAAUCAAAGGGCAUCUACAGCGCGUUUGCCGAUCAACCAGCUCAUCCCACAAUUCAAAUGCCCAUCGACAAGAUUCACACAAGAAGUCAAAUUCAACGCAACAAAAGAACACAAAAAAACACUCGCGCGUUUGCCGAUCAACCAGCUCAUCCCACAAUUCAAAUGCCCAUCGACAAGAUUCACACAAGAAGUCAAAUUCAACGCAACAAAAGAACACAAAAAAACACUCGGUAAAUCAAAUUCUACCACUCGUGGAUUUAAAGAAAUCCACUACCAUAACAAUCAAUGGACGACGCUGCAAAUUUGAAGUCGAUUCUGGGUCCAAUUACACAAUUAUGUCAUCAUCGACAUUCGAGCGCGUGUGGGCGGGCGCUAAUCCAAGAUUAUACAAAUGUGAACUACAGCUCGUUGACUUCCAAGGCAAUCGCAUUCCAAUAAAGGGCAUAGUGGAUGUGCAAAUUAACUACAACGGCAUAUUAGUGAAUGAUCUCCCGGUUGUCGUCGCUGAUGGUAAUCGAUCUAAUGUACUAGGGUGCAACUGGUUUGGACCGCUGGGAAUAAGCAUCCAGGGGGUCUAUCAAAUCAGUACCACAUCUUCGAUACAAAACGUUCUCACCAAAUUCAAUCAUCUUUUUUUCAAAGAGCUGGGAAAGUGUACUGGACCGCCCGUCUCUCUUCAAAUCGAUCCAUCUGUACAGCCGAUUCGCCUUCCGCCCCGUCGCAUACCAUUGUCAACUCGUGGCCUUGUAGAAGCUGAAAUAGAACGCCUAAUAUCUCAGGGUAUACUAGAACCAACUGAAUAUUCAGAAUGGGCAACGCCAAUUGUGCCCGUUCCCAAGAGUGACGGCUCGAUCAGAAUUUGUGGUGAUUAUAAAUCAACACUCAAUAAGGCACUUAAACCACACUGUUUUCAAAUUCCGGCUGUCAGCGUAUUACUCUCAUCAAUUGAAGGGGGCAGCGUGUUCGCAAAAUUGGAUCUAGCGCAAGCAUAUCAGCAACUAGUCGUGGAUGAGAAAUCUGCAAUUCUGCAAACUAUUGUAACACACAAAGGUGCUUUUCGCGUAAACCGGUUACAAUUCGGAAUUUCUUCCGCCCCAGGCAUUUUUCAAAAUUUUAUUGAAAACCUCCUGCGUAACAUUCCUGGAGUGCUACCAUACUUCGAUGAUAUCGUAGUUAUGGGGAAAUCUGAGCAAGAGUUAGCCCAUCGCCUGGAACAAGUUUUUCUUCGAUUUGACAACGCUGGCCUUCGCCUGCAUAAAGAUAAGUGUAAAUUCAAUGAGCCAACGAUAGAAUUUCUAGGAUUUAAGCUGGAUUCGUUUGGUAUCCGACCAGCUCCAGGGAAAUUGAAAGCUAUUCAAAACGCACCACCACCAAGCGAUAAAAAACAACUACAAGCGUUUCUAGGGCUUCUCAAUUUCUACCACUGUUUUUUGCCACACAAAGCAACAAUUGCUGAGCCCUUGCAUCGCCUGCUCGACAAAAAUUGCAAAUGGUUGUGGACGUCGCAUCAUCAAGAAGUUUUUGAGCAACUCAAACAACUUAUCGUGUCUGAUCGUGUUCUUGUCCACUACGACGAGAAGCUGCCUCUUGUGCUUGUGUGUGAUGCAUCGCCUUUUGGAGUUGGCGCAGUCUUGAGCCAUCGUAUGCAAGACGGUUCUGAAAGACCAGUGGCUUUUUACUCUCGCACAUUGAACAAAACUGAAAGGAAUUAUGCACAAAUUGACCGGGAAGCUGUAGCAAUUAUUGCUGGUGUCAAGAAAUUCAACGACUACUUAUACGGUAGGCGUUUUACGAUUGUCACCGAUCAUCGUCCCCUACUUGGUAUUUUUAAUUCAACAAAGCCUAUUCCCGCAGUCAUUUCUAAUCAAAUGCUUAGAAGGUGUAUCUUUCUCAACGCUUACGACUUUGAAAUCAUUCAUCGCUCUGGGAGCAGAAUGGGAAAUGCAGAUUUUCUUAGCCGUUUUCCUGUUGACACAUACGCCAAAAAAGAUGAGGAACCAUCUGAAGUGUUGAUGAUAGAAAUGACUACGCAUCCCGUGCUCGACGCUAAACAAGUCGCUUCGCUCACAGCAAAAGACUCCGAUACAUCUAUGGUGCUAAGCUGGGCGUUAAGGGGGUGGCCGAAUACUCUAACUCGUGAAAAUAAACUAUAUCCCUACUUCGUACGUCGCACUGAGAUAUCAACAUUAAAAGGAUGUUUAUUAUGGGGUAAUCGCGUCAUCGUACCUCCGGGUGGUCGACAAGUAAUCCUGGAUGCACUGCAUGCAAGCCACCCUGGAAUUGUGCGCAUGAAAGCCUUAGCGAGGAGCUACGUGUGGUGGCCCCAAAUAGACGCUGACAUCGAACGCGUAGUCAAGCUUUGUACACCAUGCCAAGUUACACGCCACAACAACUCGCAAGCUCCUGUACACGUGUGGGAGUCGACCAAAGUUCCAUGGUCACGACUACACAUUGACUUCGCAGGCCCUUUUCAGGGCCGACAAUUUUUCAUUGUAGUAGACUCUUACUCUAAAUGGCUAGAAGUUUUUAUCGUGAAAUCAACAUCGUCAGAAGCCGCUAUCAAGCCAUUACGUACCUUGUUUUCAACACACGGCCUACCUGAUUCUAUUGUUUCUGACAAUGGCACCGCCUUCACUUCGGAGUUAUUUAAGUCAUUUAUGAACGAUAAUCUGAUAAGACAUAUCCGCAGUGCUCCAUUCCAUCCGUCCUCAAACGGACAGGCUGAGCGUAUGGUACAAACAACUAAACAGUUUUUUAAAAAACUGUCUACGAAAUGCGAUAUAAAUUUAGAGCUUGUUCGAGUCUUGUUUAACCAACACAUCACACCACAUGCAUCAACCGGACAGUCGCCAGCAGAGCUAAUGUUUAACAGGAAGCUUAAACCAUAUUUUGAUAAAAUUCAUCCACAUGAAUUAACCGCACAAACCGAUAACCACACCUCGAAGGUCAACACGUUUUCCAAGGAUGAUCCUCAACAACUGAAUCACGAACUGGGCCCAUAUCGUAUACUGUUAGACUCGAAGAUGGAAGAACAAUCAAGCGACAUCUAG